Messenger RNA from Leptonychotes weddellii (Weddell seal), 1861 nucleotides. The record is from RefSeq and is a predicted model, not a curated record. Lineage: Eukaryota; Metazoa; Chordata; Mammalia; Carnivora; Phocidae.
GCCCCGCACCCCGGGGCGACGGGGCCCUGGAGGGGAAAAGGCCCCGCGGGAAGGCUAGGGGUCCUGGGAGAAGGUUCGGGCGACCUCCGAGCACGCUUCCGCCUUCCCCAAUCCUCGCGGAUAAAGCCCCCGCCCCGGCGCCGCCGAGUCCUGGGGACACCUGGCGGGAAGGACGUAGGACCGCACUCAGGUGCUGGGGCGGAGGCGAGGGAGAAGCUGGCUGCGGAGCGCAAACUUGGGGCCGCCCGCAGGUGCACCUCCAGGCUUCUGCAGAGAGAACCCCCCGGCAAAGAGAGUGGAGACCUCAGCUUUAUAGGAAGUGCACAGAUACGACAUGGCUAUUCCUGUUCUUUCUCUUUUGGACUGGUUUGAUGUUCAUCACAGGCUACUCGGUGGCGGCAGGCGCCACGGGCAGACUUCUCUUUGGCUACGACAGCUUUGGCAAUGUGUGUGGCAAGAAGAACUCCCCAGUGGAAGGGGCCCCUCUUUCAGGGCAGGACAUGACGCGAAAAAAACAUGUGUUCUUUAUGAAUUCCUGCAACCUGGAAGUCAAGGAUGUGAGGCUCAACUCCACCAUCCUCUGCGUGUCCAGAUGUCCCGAAGAGCAGCUCAGUACCCUGGAAGAAGUCCAGCUCUUUGCAGACAACAAUGGGUCCUUCCUGUGUGUUUAUAGUUUGAAUUCCAUCAACUACACCCAGAAUCCAAAUGCAUACUCACUGUGCCCCAGGCUACCAGUUCCUCCAAGCAAGUCUUUCCCCUUGUUUAACCGAUGCAUCCCUCAAACGCCUGAGUGCUAUUCCUUGUUUGCAUCUGUUUUGAUAAAUGAUGUCGACAUCCUCCAUCGAAUUCUAAGUGGAAUAAUGUCAGGAAGAGACAUAAUCCUCGGCCUGUGUAUCUUUGCAUUAGCCUUGUCUUUGGGCAUGAUGGUCACCUUCCGAUUCAUCACCACCCUCCUGGUUCACAUUUUCAUUGCACUGAUUAUUUCGGGACUGCUGUUUGUCUGUGGUGUCUUAUGGUGGCUGUAUUACGACUAUACCCAUGACCUCAGCAUAGAACUGGACACAGAAAGGGAAAAUAUGAAGUGUUUGCUGGGGUUUGCUGUUCUAUCUACAGUAAUCACGGCAGUUCUGCUCAGCUUGAUUUUUGUCCUCAGAAAGAGAAUAAAAUUGACAGUUGAACUUUUUCAAGUCAUAAAUAAGGCCAUCAGCAACUCUCCUUUCCUGCUGUUCCAACCACUAUGGACUUUUGCCAUCCUCAUUUUCUUCUGGGUCUUCUGGGUAGCUGUGCUGCUGAGCCUGGGGACUGCAGGUAAGAGCAUUGGGUUCCAUCACCUCGGAGGUGGGCACGGAAGACCCCGCCAUUUUAGAGCCAUUGACCUGCUUUCAUGGGGACCAAAUUCCCCUGCAAUGAGGCGUGUCCGAUGACGGUGGUGAUGGUGCCAGGGGCUCUGUCAUGGAGGAAAGCAGGAAAACCCUUUUCCUCUUUUACACUGGCAUUAAAGAAACUGGGUUUGUUUCAAGAGAGGAUAAAUUCAGUAAGGACUGAAAGAGCUUUCAGAAAAACUACAAUAUGAACAAAAGCCUCUAGAAAGAAGGAUUCAGAUUUUAUCCACGGCAAUUUUCCAACUCCUCUCACAUCAGUGAUCAAGAAGAUCGCCCUAUUAAAAAUGUGUUGUGCCCAGCAGAGCCAGCUUACGUUUAAAGCAAGUGCACAUGGUCACAUUGCUUAGGUCCUGAGAAGACAAUCCUGAAUCCCACCCCCCACCACGUCCUGUUAUCUCUAUACAGUGGUUUUCCACCAGAGGGAUUCCUCAGAAUCAGCUUUAUUAAAAUACAGUUGCCUGGGCCCCCUCCUCAGAGAU